GGACGAGAUUAUGAAAUAACUUCACUUCAUCCCUUUUUUUGAGAGGCUUCACUUCAUCCCUUUUAACUAGUAUGACCAUUGAAAUCCGAUUUAGAGCAACAAGGAGCUGGAAUAUUAUUAUUUUUUUUGAUUCAGAAAAAACCCAAAACUUAGAGAGAAAAUGUGAACACGAGUACACGACAACAAUGGCUUGGGCAAUCUAAAUUGUGCCCUUGGUUUGGCACCCCCAAAUCUUCGUUUUUGUUUCUGUAAAUUAUUCACUCCAAAAUUCUCAAAACCUGCAAAAAGCGUUCUCUCUUUAUACGCAUCAGCAAAAUUACUUGGUCGUGCCCCUCUCUCCUUCUCUCUAUCCUGGUUGGAUCGCUUCGUCGGCAAAUCAAAUUAGACUUAUUUUUUCCAGUUGAUUAAUCUCCUCCAUUUUUCGGAGCUCUUUUUUUAGAGGUACGAGUUUCUUGUAAUCUUCUCAUUUUCGGCAAAUUUUAGGGUUUUGGGUUCCAAUUGAGAUUAGAUCUGAGACUUCAUACUUGUAAAAUUAGUUUUUGAGACUCUAAAAUCGGCUCAUAGGACCUCAAUUUUGUGUUUCUUUGGUGAAUUUGAUUAGAAUAUGGAUGUGAAUUUGGCGAAUUUUGGCUCGUAGGAGCGCAAUUUCGGAGGGUUCAGGCAAUGUAUUUUUGUUGAAAUGGAGGGAAGAAAUCGAAGUGGCAGCCAUUCGGGUGGUGUGGUCAAGAAUAGGAGCUCCUCAGGUUGUUUGAUUAUAAAGAAGAAGGUUGAUGGGGUUAGUGGGUUGGGAUCUUCUAAAGGUCCGAAGCUCCACGAAUCGAAGAAGGAGAAGAAAAGGCCUAGGCUGAAUGCUAGUAACUCAGUGUCUAGUGAUGAUGAACUCUCGGAAUUCUAUGGAAGGCGUGGUGCUUCACUUGUUUAUGAAAAUGAUUUCGACGAUAUGAGGUUUGGUAGGAAUGGUUUGAUGAGGGAGACAGGGCCAAGUAGAAGGACACUUGAUGUUUAUGACUUUGAUGAAUAUGAUGAUUUAAGUGAUGUGGAAAUGUUAAGUGUAAGGCAUUAUCAUGAGCGAGGAUUAGGGGGCGGCGAAAGAAGGUUUUUAGAGGAGAUGCCGGAGAUGAAGAAUGGUAGUAGUGGGAUAGAGUUUGAAAGUGGGUCAAGUAAAGGCGAUAUAAUCUACAAGCGAAGAAAUUCGUUCAAUAGGGGUUCAGGUAGUGAAAAGAUCAAGAUGGGUGAUCUUUACUCGGGUAGGAAAAGGUUUGAGAUGAGAAGUGAACUUCCUAUCGCUAUGGGGAAAGACAAACUUGGUGGGUCUGAUGAAGCUAUUAGGCUGCAGGGUAAGAAUGGUGUCCUCAAAGUGAGGGUCAAGCAUAAGGAGGAUAUGAGUGAACAACUCUCACAAAACUACAUACAUGUCAAAGGAAAUAAUGUAGCUCCUAAAUCAAAGAAUCUUGUCAUGCGUCCUUCACCAUAUUCAGAGAAGAAGCUGCCUAAGAAGCCAACAUCAGUUGGUAGACUAGACAAAAAUCAACAGAGGAAGCGUAAACCAGAGUCAGCUGAGAGCAGUGAGGAGAGUGAUGAAGAAGCCGAGGAUUGUGACUCAUCUCCAAGGCUGCAAGUUGAUCGUGACCAAGGUAAUCAGUCCAUAAAAAGAGGAAGGGGUGGGGGCCAAGGAAGUACGCAGUCGUCUCAAGGUGCCCAGCCAAUCAAGGUGAAGGAAGGGAAAGUCAAGCGUGGCAGCGGCACAGAGAAGCAGUUGCUACGUGAGAAGAUAAGAAACAUGCUUGUCAGUGCAGGUUGGACAAUAGAUUAUAGACCUAGGCGGGGCAGAGACUACUAUGAUGCAGUUUAUGUCAACCCUACAGGUACAGCUUAUUGGUCAAUCAUAAAAGCUUAUGAUGCAUUACAAAAACAACUAGAGGAUGAAGGGAACCGCAUAAAAAUUGCUGAGGACUGCUCUUCAUUUGCUCCUAUAGCAGACGAUGUAUUGAGUAAAUUGACGCGGCAAACCCGAAAGAAGAUUGAGAAGGAACUGAAAAGGAAGAAAAGGGAGGAGGCCGGGGGUAAAAGAAAGAAAGAAUUCACCAGUGGCAGCUUCGAAGAGGAUGAGUCAGAUACAGAUAGUGGAGGCAGUCGCAGAAAUGAUGACAAAUUGAGUUCAUUUAUGAAACGCAGUGGUAAAUCCUUAAAAGGUGCAUCAAAAGAGUUCUGUAGGGAUAGAAGUAACUUAAACAGUAGAAUGCAAGAAAGGGGUCAAAAAUCAGUCACCAUGUCCAAUUCUAGGUUUGUCCAAGCAAGGAACAGUAAAAAGAUUGGCAGGUGUACAUUGCUAGUUCGUAAUUCUAAAAGGGGGCUGGAUUAUGUGAAUGAUGGCUUCGUUCCAUACACAGGAAAACGCAACUUGUUGUCCUGGUUGAUUGAUUCGGGAACUGUGAAGCUGAGUGAGAAGGUUCAUUAUAUGAACCGUAGAUGCACACGGGUCAUGCUAGAGGGUUGGAUCACAAGAGAAGGAAUUCACUGUGGUUGCUGUAGUAAAAUUCUCACUGUUUCGAAGUUUGAGAUUCAUGCAGCAAGCAAACUCCGCCAACCAUACCAAAACAUAUAUUUGAGCUCUGGGGCAUCCCUUAUGCAUUGUCAGGUAGAUGCAUGGAACCGACAAGCAGAGUCUCUACGUGAUGCCUAUAAUAAAAUAGAUGUUAAUGGGGAUGAUCCUAAUGAUGACACCUGUGCAAUAUGUGGUGAUGGUGGGAAUUUGAUAUGUUGUGACAGCUGCCCAUCAACAUUUCAUCAGAAUUGCUUAGGCAUCGAGAUGCUUCCCCCCGGCGAUUGGCACUGUCCACAUUGUUCAUGCAAAUUCUGUGGCCUCGCAGACAUGAGUGUCACUGAGGGAAAUGAUGGAAGACAGGACACAGUGCUCACUUGCAGGUUAUGUGAGGGAAAAUAUCAUUGCUCAUGCAUGGAGGAGAUGGAUGAUACUCCUAUUAAUUCGAACAACCCUCCUUUUUGUGGGAAGUCAUGUCAAGAGCUCUCUGAGCGCUUGCAGAAACUUCUUGGGGUCAAACAUGAACUGGAAGCAGGACUGGUUUGGUCUCUUAUUCACCGGACGGAUCUAGAUUCCGACUCUUCUGUCCGAGGCUAUUCACAAAGGGUGGAAUGGAAUUCUAAGCUGGCUGUUGCUCUGAAUGUUAUGGAUGAAUGUUUUCUGCCCAUAGUUGAUAGAAGAAGUGGCCUUAAUAUGAUUCACAGUGUUCUCUACAAUAGUGGGUCAAAUAUCACUAGACUUGAUUACAGUAGCUUUUACACUGCCAUACUGGAGAAAGGUGAUGAAAUAAUAUCUGCAGCUUCUAUCAGAAUACGCGGUACACAGUUUGCAGAGAUGCCAUUUAUUGGAACUCGUCAUAUUUAUAGGCGUCAAGGGAUGUGUCGCCGACUUUUCUCAGCCAUUGAAUAUGCUCUUCGCUCACUAAAAGUUGAGAAAAUGAUAAUUCCUGCAAUAUCAGAGUUGAUGGAUACUUGGACUACCGUUUUUGGUUUCCGGACACUUGAGGAAUCAGAUAAACAAGAUAUGAAGAUAGGGAACAUGUUGGUGUUCCCAGGAACUGAUAUGCUCCAAAAAAAGUUGUCGGAUGAAGACAGUGUUAUAAGAGACUUUGCAGCUGCAGAACUAGAGAAUGAGGAGAGGAAAGACAUAUCUGUUACUGAUCUUGGUCCUCAAGAUAUGGUUUGCGCAGAUGAAAGUUCCCUGCUUAUUGCUUCAAUCGAGUGCUGCAAAGAAUUUAAGCCUUCUUUACCUACGGAAAAUGAGGAAAUGAAAGACAAAUCUGUCACGGAUUUUGCAUCUGUGAAUAUUGUUUGCACAGAUGUAGAUACCCCGCAUAGUGCUUCUGGAGAUAGUUGCGAAGAAGCUAAGCCUUCUUUGCGUACUACUUCCCCGUGUGAUAAUACUGCUUCAGUGGCUGUUUCCAAUGACUUUAAGCAGUUAGUUAUAAAUGAAGGGACUAUGUGCGCUGAACUGCAAUUGGACAAAAAGGUUAAUGAUUCUACUGGUGAUCUGAUGAAUCACAUCUUUGUAGAUGGAAGUGCAGGCACUUGUGAGGCUGGAAGUAUCUUUUCUGAUUCUGCUGCUACUCACUAUGUGGGGGUAUCUGUUGACUGUAAUAUGACACAAGGAGCCAACGUGGCUACUGCUGAAUCAAGGUCACUACCUGCAGAUGGUAUAUUAGCUGCUACGUCCCGUAAUGGUGGUUUGAACGGUAUUCUAAGGAAUGAUAAUGAAACCCAGUCAGAAGUCAUUUUAAUUUCCAAAAUUGAAGUUGCUCCUUACGGGAAAGAUCACUCCUUAUCGGAAGCAUCUCAUGUACAUGUAACCGAUACAUCUAUGAUAGAGCCUACAGCUGAAGACGAUAUUCGUCAUCUUCCGGAAGUUGAAGGAGAUGAUGCUCAUAGAGUAUCAGCUGAAAGUGAUGUUUGUUCUGGUUCAGAAUCUUUGCAUCUUUCUGACAAUCCUGAUCCAGAUACAGCUCAUGAGCCAAAGACUCAUGUUUCUAGAAAUACAGCUGCUGAUGGAAAAGAUCACUCUUUAUCCGGAGCAUCUCAUCUAGAUGUGGUAAUGGAAAAACCUAUGAUAAAACCUCCAGCUGAAGAUAAUAUUUGUCAUCUUCCAGAAGUUGAGAUAGAUGAUGCUCAUAUAGGCCCAGCUCAAGCUGGUGCUAGUUCUGGUACACAAUUUCUGCAUGUUAUGGAGAAUAUUGAUCCAGAUGCAGCUCAUGAACCAAUGGUUGAUGAUUGUAGACGCGAUAUGGUAUGUUCUCAGAUCACAGAAGCAAUGCCUGGUGAGGACAGGACAUGUGAAUCUCCAGAACAUGCAGGCCAUAGCACUCUUGUUUUAAAGAAUCCUCAGCCUGAUCCGAAUGGUGACAUUACUGAGCAGCCAGCUUUGGAAAGUGAGGUGCAGCAUGUUGAAGUUGCCAAUAUCCAACCAAUUAGUAAUCUUUCCUGUGAAACAUCAGUUAAUAAUGCUGAUGGCAACACUUGUAAUAGUGAGGAUCCUCUCUCUGUUUCUGGUGAUAGUGUGCUCGGAGUUGAGGGUUUGUUGGGUGUCUCUGAGCUCCAUGAUCAGGGUAUCGUAUGAUCUGGACUAUCAGAUGACAAUAGAGAGACAGGAGUUGCUUCUGCUAGAACAGCAUUCAGGUGACCUUGACAUGAACUUAAAAUGUGCAUCAGAUGCGGAAUUUUCUCCAUGUGAAUUGAGAAUGAGAAUGAAAUCGAAGUUCGGAAACAAUUUUUUAUGAUCUGAGAAGUUUUGAUCAUGGUCAAAGUGGUUGGUGCUGUUCAAGAGCUCUAAAAUCCCUAGUGCACUUGAUCUGAUUGUUAUAUUCACAAGCCACUUUCCUGUGUUUAACGAACUCUCAAUGUGGCUACAACUUUCUAUGCAAACAGGGUUCAAUAUUUUGUCCCUUGAUUAAUAGAAGGUUGUCAUCUCUAAAGGUGCGAUAGUUAAUAUAUAUAUGAAUGCUACAAAUUUUCAGAGAUGGAGAUUCUGCACUAGAUUUUAUCUGUGAAUCCUAAUGUAACUUUGUGUCCAUAUGUACAAAUUGGCAUAUAGAUCAAAGGCAGCAGCAUAUGCCCACUAUGAUGUGUAAUUCGUGUUGGUUUAUCAUAUGACAGCAAUUGCUGCAGGAUAUUCGUAACGUUACAUUUGAAUAUGGAUAUUAAUUCAUGAAAUCAGCCUUGUAACUUUUUAAUCGUACUA
Molecule: messenger RNA, 5752 nt
Organism: Beta vulgaris subsp. vulgaris (sugar beet)
Lineage: Eukaryota; Viridiplantae; Streptophyta; Magnoliopsida; Caryophyllales; Amaranthaceae
Exons: 8
Coding region: 680-5131 (1483 amino acids)
Biological process (GO): negative regulation of DNA-templated transcription
Molecular function (GO): transcription corepressor activity
Source: RefSeq, a predicted model, not a curated record